Pungitius pungitius (ninespine stickleback) is the source of this 2110-nucleotide messenger RNA. RefSeq names its product prostaglandin-endoperoxide synthase 1 (gene ptgs1). The transcript is spliced from 11 exons. Gene Ontology annotation, biological process: response to oxidative stress; cyclooxygenase pathway. Gene Ontology annotation, cellular component: cytoplasm; neuron projection. Bases 137 to 1921 code for a protein of 594 amino acids. Lineage: Eukaryota; Metazoa; Chordata; Actinopteri; Perciformes; Gasterosteidae. Gene Ontology annotation, molecular function: oxidoreductase activity, acting on single donors with incorporation of molecular oxygen, incorporation of two atoms of oxygen; prostaglandin-endoperoxide synthase activity; heme binding. The record is from RefSeq and is a predicted model, not a curated record.
UUGGAGCACAUUAGCAAGUGGUUAUGAAGACAGGAGCUAAGCCAUGUCUAUUAAAUUACUUUUUAGAAACAUUGUGAACCAACAUUUCUGACCACUAAUUUCAUUUUUGAGCCCUCAGAGAACAAUCCACUAAAUCAUGAAAGGGUUAAGCCUCUUUUCGGCCUGGUGUCUCCACCUGUUGCUGCUGGAGAGCUCAUCGUGUGCUGCUGACUCAAGUGUUGUGAACCCCUGUUGUUAUUACCCGUGUCAGAACUCAGGUGUGUGUGUGAGAUUUGGUACGGAUCGCUACCAAUGUGACUGCACACGCACCGGCUUCCAUGGAGACAACUGCACCGUCCCGCAGCUCUGGACCAGAGUUCGUCUCGCGCUGAAGCCGAGCCCCGGCGUGGUUCACUUCAUCCUCACCCACUUCCAGUGGUUCUGGGACCUGGUCAACAGCUCGUUCCUGCGAGACACCUUCAUGAGACUAGUGCUGACGGUGAGAAGCGACCUCAUUCCAAGCCCUCCGACCUACAAUACCAAGUAUGGAUACCUCAACUGGGAGUCGUACUACAACAUCUCCUACUACACCCGUCUCCUCCCUCCGGUACCCGAGGACUGCCCCCUACCGAUGGGAACCAGAGGCAAAUCGGAGCUUCCCGAUCCCAAAGUGUUGACUGAGAGGUUCUUUAGGAGAGAGACCUUUAGGCCGGACCCUCAGGGAACCAACCUGAUGUUCGUCUUCAUGGCCCAACACUUCACCCACCAGUUCUUCAAGACGGACUUUAAAGUUCAAGGGGGCUUCACCAAGGCUUUAGGACACGGGGUGGAUGCAAGCAAUAUAUACGGAGACAACCUGGAGAGGCAGCAUCACCUGCGGCUUCAUAGAGAUGGAAAGUUGAAGUACCAGACAGUGAAGGGCGAGAUGUACCCUCCGACUGCAUCGGAAGUCCCCGUGCACAUGAUCUACCCUGAAAACGUACCCCCAGAAAAGCGCCUGGUCAUCGGUCACGAGGUGUUUGGCCUCCUGCCGGGCCUCACCAUGUACGCCACCAUAUGGCUGCGGGAGCAUAACCGAGUGUGUGAGAUCCUGAAGGCAGAGCAUCCCACCUGGGACGAUGAGCAGCUCUUCCAGACCUCCAGACUCAUCGUCAUUGGAGAGAUCAUCAACAUCAUAAUCGAAGAGUACGUGCAGCACCUGAGUGGCUACCUGCUGAAACUCAAGUUCGACCCCGCCCUGCUCUUCGACGCGCGCUUCCAGUACAGCAACCGCAUCGCCCUGGAGUUCGGCCACCUCUACGACUGGCACCCGCUCAUGCCCGACAGCUUCCUCAUCGACGGGGACGACAUCCCGUACUCGCGGUUCAUCUACAACACCUCCCUCCUCCUGCACUACGGUGUGGAGAAAAUGGUGGAUGCCUUCUCGCAGCAAUCCGCAGGGCAGAUCGGCGGAGGUCGCAACUCGCAUGCGGUGGUGCUCAAGGUGGCGGAAAUGGUCAUCAGGGAGUCCCGAGUGACCCGCGUGCAGCCCUUCAAUGAGUACAGGAAGAAGUUCAACCUGAAGCCCUACACCUCUUUUCAUGACUUCACCGAUGACACGGAAAUGGCCAGAGGUUUAGAGGAGCUCUAUGGAGACAUAGAUGCUCUGGAGUUCUACCCUGGCCUCAUGCUGGAGAAAACGCGCCCUAGCAAUCUAUUCGGCGAGAGUAUGGUGGAGAUGGGUGCGCCCUUCUCCCUGAAGGGCCUGAUGGGAAACCCCAUUUGCUCCCCUGAGUACUGGAAGCCCAGCACCUUCGGGGGAGAGACCGGCUUCAAUAUCGUCAAAACCUCCACGCUGAAGAAGCUGGUGUGCCUCAACACCAAGUGGUGUCCAUACGUGGACUUCCGUGUUCCCCGCAAGGAGCACGAAGCCAAACCGAGGGAAACAUCUACCGAACUCUAACGAUGAUUUCAAUCAUCAGAAUAUGUUGGUUGAUGUUUUAAUUCUAAUUCAGGGGUAAAAUUCAUGCAUGCAUUGAGUUAUAUGUUGUCCAUUGAAGCAGGUCUCCCAAAUAAUAAUUUAGACAGCAUACCAUUAAUAUUUCUAAUGUGUACCAAAACAUGUUAUCUAAAAAAUAAAAGUUACUCUCCU